AUGUCUGAUACCAACAAUAACAAUAACAACAUUCCAAACAGACAAAGUACAACAGCUUCUUCUGCUCAAGCUGCUAAUGCUUCUGUCUCAGAAAAGUCCAUUCCUCUGGAAUCAUCAUCAUCAUCAUCACCACAGAUAAACUUACAAUCAAAAGAAUCUACAAUCGAAUUAACAGAAUCUAAUGAAUUAAACCAAAAAAAUACCCAAGAUGCCCCUGAUACCAUCACAAUCACAGUAGCAGCCGCAGAAAAGGAAAAGAAACGACAAAACUUUGUGGUACGAACUAUCUGGACAAUUGUCAUGAUUGCAGGAUUCUUCCUUAUCUUGGCUGCUGGACAUAUCUGGAUCAUUGCCCUCAUUGUACUCAUCCAAGUCCUUACCUUUAAAGAAGUUAUCAACCUGGCAACAGAACCUUCGCGUGAGAAAAAACUCCCCUGGGUCCGCUCUCUAAACUGGUAUUUUUUAGCAACUACAAUCUACUUUCUUGAAGGUGAAUCCGUCAUUUACUACUUCAAACACGUUGUUCUCGUAGAUGCUUACCUCCUGCCCUUGGCAACUCAUCACCGAUUCUUUUCAUACUGCCUUUACAUUAUUGGCUUUAUCUUCUUUGUCUCUUCCCUCGAAAAAAACCACUACCGAUUCCAAUUCACCCAGUUUUGCAUCACACACAUGACCUUGCUUCUCGUUGUCAUCCAAGCUCACUUUAUUGUUAGAAACAUUUUUUCAGGAAUCUUUUGGUUCUUUGUUCCUGCCGCUCUUGUCAUUACAAACGAUAUCUUUGCCUAUCUCUGCGGAAUUACUUUUGGCCACACUCCACUCAUUAAAAUCUCUCCCAAAAAAACUGUCGAAGGCUUUAUCGGAGCAUGGAUCUGUACAAUCUUUAUGGGUCUUAUCCUCGUCUUCAUUCUCGGCCGUUUCAAAUACUUUAUCUGCCCAAUCUCCGACCUAGGAAUCAAUGCCUUUACUGGAAUUGACUGCACACCAAAUGCUGUCUUCUUCCCAUCUGCCCACCGUAUCCCCUCCCUCUUCCAACCUCUCUUUUUCGGUAUGGACACUGUUGUCUUCCCCACCAUUUACAUCCAUGUCACUGCCCUCGCUACUUUUGCCUCCCUCAUUGCUCCCUUUGGUGGCUUUUUCGCUUCUGGUCUUAAACGUACCUUCAAGGUUAAAGACUUUGGCGAUACCAUUCCAGGACACGGAGGCAUCACCGACCGAAUGGACUGUCAGUUCCUUAUGGGCUUUUUCUCUUAUCUCUACUAUGAUACCUUUGUGGCCUCUCACAAUGUCUCAAUCACCUCUCUGCUCCAAUCUGCAAUUGUCAAUCUCUCCCACGACCAGCAAACUCAGCUUGCUCUUGCUUUGGUCCGUUACCUUGUCUCGAAAAAUAUUCUCGCCGAGUCGGCCAUUGCCUCUAUUGAGAAUUCAGUCAUUUAA
Messenger RNA from Magnusiomyces paraingens, 1434 nucleotides. RefSeq lists its product as uncharacterized. Gene Ontology annotation, molecular function: phosphatidate cytidylyltransferase activity. Gene Ontology annotation, cellular component: endoplasmic reticulum membrane. The record is from RefSeq and is a predicted model, not a curated record. Bases 1 to 1434 code for a protein of 477 amino acids. Lineage: Eukaryota; Fungi; Ascomycota; Dipodascomycetes; Dipodascales; Dipodascaceae. The transcript has a single exon.